UACAAGAAUGGCAUCUCCAACACCAGCUCCCGUGAAGAAAGUGCCGAUUCAUCUUCAGAGUGCGCAAAAUAGACUGUACAUCAAGCGUGGUCACGUCGUAAACCAUGAUGGAAUGCAACAGGCGGAUGUGUACAUCGAGGAUGGAACUGUUCGGUACGUUGGUUCUGGUGCGGACUUUGUAGUUCCUGGCGGCUGUCGCACGAUAGAUGCUGCUGGUAAGCUGGUUCUGCCCGGUGGUAUCGAUCCGCACACACAUUUCCAGCUAGAGUUUGGUGGCACUGUUUCGGUAGAUGAUUUCUACAAGGGCACCAAGGCCGCCGUAGCCGGUGGCACCACAACUAUUCUGGACUUUGUGCUUCCGAAGAAGGGUGAAUCUUUGCUCGAGGCGUACGAUACUUGGCGGGCACGGGCCGACCCAAAGGUGGUGUGUGACUAUGGUCUGCACGUUGGUAUUACCUGGUGGUCCAAGUCCGUCCGGGAUGAGAUGAAGAUCCUGUGUCAGGAACGUGGCGUCAACUCGUUCAAAUGCUUCAUGGCUUACAAAGGUCUGUAUCAGCUGAACGAUUCGGAGCUGUACGAAGUGUUUGAAACGUGCAAGGAGCUAGGAGCAGUGGCGAUGGUGCAUGCAGAAAAUGGCGACAUCAUUGCGAAAAAUGUUACCAAACUGCUGUCCGAAGGUGUGACCGGACCGGAAGGACACGAGCUGUCCCGCACGGAGGAAGUCGAGGCGGAGGCCACCAAUCGCGCCUGCGUAAUUGCGCAUCAGGCUCACUGCCCAUUGUACGUGGUGCAUGUAAUGAGCAAAUCGGCCGGUAUUGAGGUAGCACGUGCUCGUCGCCGUUACAAUGCGGUUGGCAUCUUUGGCGAAACACUGGCGGCUGCACUCGGCACCGAUGGUACACACUACCACGACAAAUGCUGGCAUCAUGCAGCCGCCCACGUACUCAGCCCGCCGUUACGACCCGACCCUACCACGCCGGAGUUUAUGAUGAAACUAUUAGCCCAGGACGAUCUCCAGACGACGGGCAGUGAUAAUUGCACAUUCAAUCGAAACCAAAAGGAGCUGGGACUGAAGGAUUUCUCGAAAAUUCCCAACGGUGUCAACGGUGUUGAGGAUCGUAUGUCCGUAGUCUGGGAAAAGGGCGUUCAGUCGGGAUUAAUUGAUCCACAGCGUUUCGUAGCCAUCACUAGCACGAAUGCAGCCAAAAUUUUCAACCUCUAUCCAAGGAAGGGACGCAUUGCUCCUGGCUCCGAUGCCGAUUUAAUCAUCUGGGAUCCAAAGGCAGUGCGCACAAUUUCGGCCUCCACCCACCACCAGGCGUGUGAUUUUAACAUCUUUGAAGGCAUGAAAUGUCACGGCGUACCAGAGUUUGUGAUCGUUCGAGGACGUGUGUGCGUCGAGUACGAUUUGAUUCGCGUCGCGGAGGGUCAAGGUUCGUUCCUGGAAACUCCUGUCUAUCCAUCAUUCGUAUAUGAUGCAUUGAAUGGAGUAUCCCGUUCGGAUGAUGGUAUGGAUGAAAAACAUGCCCGCAAUGGGAUCCAAAAUCUUGACCUAAACUCCAAAUCGAGCCAUGAUGUCGAUAUCCCCGAUGCGUACGCACUUCCCGAGAAGUACAUUCCCGGACCGGCAUUGAGUGUUAUCUCGGGCGAUUCGCAGCUCAGCACUCCCCAUAGCGCACGCGGACAUCGUCCCGAUGGGACGAAGAAUAUGCAGGAAUCUACCUUUUCCAUCAGUGAGGAACUCGACAAAUCGGAAGCACGCUCUUGUAUUCGCGUAAGAGCUCCCCCCGGUGGAAAGUCUUCCGGAUUCUGGUAA
This is a messenger RNA of Anopheles maculipalpis, 1816 nucleotides long. RefSeq names its product dihydropyrimidinase (gene CRMP). The record is from RefSeq and is a predicted model, not a curated record. Bases 8 to 1816 code for a protein of 602 amino acids. The transcript has 8 exons. Lineage: Eukaryota; Metazoa; Arthropoda; Insecta; Diptera; Culicidae. Gene Ontology annotation, molecular function: dihydropyrimidinase activity. Gene Ontology annotation, biological process: pyrimidine nucleobase catabolic process. Gene Ontology annotation, cellular component: cytosol; cytoplasm.